Aphanomyces astaci is the source of this 975-nucleotide messenger RNA. RefSeq lists its product as hypothetical. NCBI's taxonomy places the organism in Eukaryota, Oomycota, Saprolegniomycetes, Saprolegniales, Verrucalvaceae. The transcript is spliced from 4 exons. The record is from RefSeq and is a predicted model, not a curated record. The coding region runs from base 1 to 975 and encodes 324 amino acids.
AUGAACGCUCAGGCCACGGGUCUGGUCCCGUUAGAAGACAAUGACAGCGCGCGAGUAUCGACUCCGGGAAGAAAGCGGGAAGCUGACGGGUCGCCACACGUGUCGCCCCCGACAUACUGUCCGGAGACGCAGUCACCGUUGAAGAGACCGGCGCUGACAUCGGCGGCAGACCUGCCCUUGGUGCUUACGUCUCCCCUGGCUAGAACCGGCACCGACGGCCGUGAGUCCAACGCCGAAACCUUAGAGCGAUACACCUCCCUAGUCCAAGCGGAAGUAAAACGAACGGCGUCCCUACUGUUUUUCCAACAAGCGAAUGAGGACCGGGCUCGUUUACUGGGUGUUCAGGAAACCCAGUUAGUAGAGGUGGUCGAAGGAUUGAGGAUUGCGCGGGCCUCGGAAACCCAUGAAAGUCGCCGUCAGGAUGAGUUCCAGAAGGCCCUGACCUACCUCCAGGACUGCUAUACUCAGGAGCUGGACGUUGCCCGGGCUCAGAAGGAUGCGGAACGGGUUCUCGAAGUGCGCCGCCGGAAGGACCAUCUGCGUCACGACGGACUCAUGUCCAGUCUCCGGGAAGAACUCCGGACCCUCAAGCGGAACCACCAAGAGGAAAUCCUUCUAGUACGGGAAGCUGCCCGUGAUGAGGACAACUCGAAGGGGGUUGCCUAUGACCUACUUCAGUCCCAGUCCAGUCGAAGGCUUCGGAACUCGAGUCAGUACAGGAGGCCCUCCCAGCUGCCCUCCGGGACCUCUCUUUCCGGAAGUCUGCGAAAGCCCUGUGGAAAUUGCCCGAUCCUGGAAAAGGAAAAACAAGACCUCCGCGAAGCCCUGCGGGAACGGGAACGGAGUCUGAAGGAGGAAGUACAGCGACGCCAAGGGAUGGAACAAGUCUGGGAAGAAGAGCAUCGACGUCUCCUGGAGAGCGAAGAGAUGGCCCGGGAACUCCAGGAGUCUAUCCUGACCGAGCAGAAUCGGUGA